This is a messenger RNA of Perkinsus marinus ATCC 50983, 2136 nucleotides long. RefSeq lists its product as hypothetical. Gene Ontology annotation, biological process: protein deubiquitination involved in ubiquitin-dependent protein catabolic process. Lineage: Eukaryota; Perkinsozoa; Perkinsida; Perkinsidae. Gene Ontology annotation, cellular component: nucleus; cytoplasm. The coding region runs from base 1 to 2136 and encodes 711 amino acids. The transcript has 2 exons. Gene Ontology annotation, molecular function: K63-linked polyubiquitin modification-dependent protein binding; cysteine-type deubiquitinase activity. The record is from RefSeq and is a predicted model, not a curated record.
AUGUGUCGGAUAGUGCCGUUGCCGACGGAUGAGCACUUCUGGAUUCUUCCGGAGCUCCGCAUCGAAGCCAAUCGCAGUUUCCUACUGCGAUACACUCAUCUUCUCACGAGGCACUUCGCGGCUGCCGCAUUCAGUGUCGAUUGUCGCUCGGACAGGGCAUCCGAUGCAGUACGGCUGGUGACCGCGACCAUGCUAGUCGUUUUCACCGAUCGACUUUGCCGAAUCGUCUCGACUGACACUCCAUCCCUCUUCGCGAGACAUUACAGUGGUCGAGUUGAAGGUCCUGUGCUCCCGUUCGUACUGGAUGCAGGAGUUUUCGCUGAAGAAAGUUCUUACUCGUUGCUGCUUUGGCCUGAGUUAUCGACAGCACGUGCAUCGGCUCUGGAGUAUUUCCAGACGCUUCAAACUGCAGUAGUCGAUGAUCACAGAGAGCGACAACAGCUUUUCCAAUUCGACGUAGCUGGUGUGAAAGUCGGCCCGGCCGAGACGCAGCUGAUAGAGCAGCUCGGAUUGAACCUGGGACUCGGCGGAACAUGCCGCGAGUACGUUCCCCAACUGCUAAGCGGGGAGAUGUCGGAUGUUCUUGAUCAUUGUCCGGAGCUAGGUUGGCUUCGCGAUGUCGUGUUUCUGUCGAAGAUCGUCCUGAAUUCGAACGGUGAGAAACUACCAAAUCCGUCGAGGAAGGGCUAUCGCAGUAGCGACGCUCGACUACAGUGGCGCGUCGAAAAGGGGAAGAUCACAGUGGAAGGUUUUGGUAUGAAAAACCUUGACCAGUGCGCUGGCUAUAGCAAGGAUGAUGGUGCUGGUGUGAGCAGGGCAAACAAGAUGAGACAUAUGAUCGAUCAGUGGAAGAAGAAGGGGAAGUGUCGAUCUGUGCCGAGCAUGGCGAAUCCAUCCACACUGUGUGACGGCAAUGAAGAAACUCACUCGGAGGAGGACGUGCUAUACCUCAAGCAUCUCCCUGAUUUUGAUGGUGCCUUGUCACCGUCUCAAAUCGAGCGGAUCCUGGCGAUCUUGACAGCACCGUAUGUCCGAAUCCCACUCUUGCUGGCAUUCUUCUCGGAUCGUGACCGAUGUGGGGCCUUGGCGAAUCCUAGGUUGCAGAUGGUCUUGGACGCGGCCCUGUACGAGCCUGGUCGCUGGACGUCCACUCCGCAAUCGACGAUGGCAUUCAAGAUUCCAGGACCAGUUGAGAAUACGUAUACACGUGAUGGUCUGUUGAUGAACGAACUACUCCACUGCCCUGAGCAAAUAGCAGUAGCGGUGGGAGACCUUGUGGAUGCGGCGGCUGAACGGGAUACGGGCAGGGACACAGCUCCGAGCCAGAGAUGUAUUCUCUAUGCUGCUCGACUUGUCGCACGCGUGUGCAUAUAUGUCGGACAUGUGUCGGAGUUGUAUAGUGGAAAAGUGGAGGGUGAGAAGAUGGACGAGUGCAUGAGCAUCCUGAGGUCGAAGCUCACCGGGAAGAUUUGGAGCAUCGUCUCUCGUUGGUGCGAAUCAAGCAUGCGGAAACGACGAUACGAAGAUGCUAAUUGUGCCCAUGCUCACUUAUUGUUGUUGGCAGCAGCCCGAGGCAGCUUUGAAAUGGAUGACGAAGAGACUAGCGAGGUCUACGAAACAGUAUUGAAAGCUCAAGUGUAUCUGUCGAUGCAUCACAGUUGGAGCGAUUCGGAGAUUCCUUCGGGUGUCUUGGGCGGUAUUUACAACGUGGAGGUCAUGAAUGUCUUCACUCUCUUCCGAAGGCCAAUCUACCUUCGACUCAGAGCCGAUCAGACAUGGGCUAGUGGAGUCCUCGAGGAAGUUGUCGAGAUGGUGUCAAGUAGCAAUAAUCAAAGUGCUUCAAGAAGACUCUGGGAAGAGCAAAGCGGUUUGCUCGGAGUGUUCAUACCCCAGUCGGAUUCCAAUCACGAAGAGAAAGGGGAGGAGCGGCCUUAUGUGGAGUGGCUGCGCGGGGUGACGCAGCCUCCAGCUUUGACAAUAAACGUCAACCUUGGACGAAUCACGUUGAAGCAGCAUCAGCUGAGCACACUGCCUGAAUGGGCGUUGCAAUUCCCCGAUUUUGCAGAAGUCUUUGGUGAAGAAACCACAACUGAGAGCAUCCAAGCUUACGUUGUGAUAUCCAGAGAUGGGCAGUAG